ACGCACAUACACACAUACUUAAGUUUGUCCUUUCCCUUCCUAUACGUGGAACACAAAGUAAAGCAUUUUACUAUACAAGAAAAGCAACAGAAAGAGAAGUAAAGUGAAAAACAUAGGAAGAGUAAUUGAAACACUGCUUUUACCCUCGCACUUUGUUCCUAAUAAAAAGAACCUCUGACCUUAUCCAAAAAAGUGGGAGAAAAAAAAAAAGAAUAAACAAACAGAACAUAUACAUUACUUCUUUUAAACUCCAAUUUUCUCACUCCAAUGAAAAACUCAUGGAUGCGUAUCCUCAUGUUAAAUUUCCUUCUUCCCCCCUUUUGACUUGCUUCUUAUAUAUACCUUACCUUGAGGUAGAAAGAGAAAAAAAUAGAAAAAAAAUCAAUAAAAAGAAAGUGAAGAUGUCUCCAUCUUGUUUAAUAUUUUUGGUCUCAAACUCAAUCUUCCUUUUGUCUUUAUUUUCAUUUACAAUUCAUGCCCAUGAUUGCACUGAGGAUUUUUGGUCUGAAGCCCAGAACAGAAAUCUAACAUUAUGCAAGAGAUACAAACACAGGAAUGGAGUUGAGUUUGGAUGGAAUAUCGACAACACGACUCGGAGUCUCCAGAUAAUGGUGGGAGCUAGAUUAGAAAGUGAAACAGGGUGGCUAGCUUGGGGUUUGAACUUUGGACCAGUACCAAGAAUGGUGGGGACUCAAGCACUUAUUGGUAUCAAACAAACAAAUGGUUCAUUUCUUGGUGACACGUACAAUGUCACACAAUAUAUCAAGAUAGGGUGCAAGCUCUUACCUUCUCCUAUUGAUUUGAAUAUCAGCAAUUUAAGGUUUCGACACAUUCAUUAUUAUCACAUUAUAGAAGCCACUAUACAUCUUCCUCAAACAGUUAAUGUUUCAAGAAUUAAUCAAGUUUGGCAAGUUGGAAAAGUUGCAAUGGGAAUGGAACCAAAGAUUCAUGAAAGGAAGCUUCAUAACUAUGAUAGCACAGAGACCAUUGAUUUGCAGACUGGCACAGUUAUAACUGUUAGAGGUUCUAGACGUCGUCAAGCAAGAAUUGCUCAUGGAAUACUUAACAUUAUUGGUUGGGGUGUAAUAUUGCCUAUUGGGGUGAUAAUAGCUAGGUAUUUCAAAAAGGGACCAAUAAAUUGGAAUGAACAUGAUCAAUGGAAACAUGCUCAUAAGACAUGCCAAACAUGUGGAUAUAUUAUUGGUGCAACUGGUUGGGCACUUGGACUCUGGCUUGGAGCUUCUUCCAAAUAUUACUCUUUUCCCAAACAUGGAGCUUUUGGCAUCUCCAUCUUCACAUUUGCCACCCUUCAAACGCUAGCCUUGAGAUUAAAGCCCCGCAAGAACGAUGAACUUCACACAUACUGGAGUAUAUACCAUCUUUCUCUUGGUUAUGCAUUACUAGCAGUGAUUUGUGUCAACAUAUUCAAAGGGAUCAAAAUAAUGCAAGAUGUAGACACGUGGAGAUCUGUCUACAUCGCAGUUAUUGUCUCUCUUACUUUCAUCUUCUUAGUCCUCGAAAUCAUCAAUUGGCUCAGAUUCAAAGUUGAUCAAUUGAAGAAGGAAAAAGAGAUUAAAUGAGGUGGAACAAUGGACAAAUAGAUAUAGUAAGAAAUAAUCAUCUUAUCUUCUCACUUCUCAAUUCACUCACUUCAAGAUAGGUUCUGAGAGACUGAUACAAAGAAAUUCUAGCACUUCUUAUGAUUAGUUUUUUUCUUUUUAGUAUCUAUGACGCCAUAUCUUUU
Molecule: messenger RNA, 1744 nt
Organism: Lycium ferocissimum
Lineage: Eukaryota; Viridiplantae; Streptophyta; Magnoliopsida; Solanales; Solanaceae
Product: cytochrome b561 and DOMON domain-containing protein At5g47530-like
Exons: 4
Coding region: 279-1580 (433 amino acids)
Source: RefSeq, a predicted model, not a curated record